AUGGAGGCAGGGUCAUCAUCAGGAGGGUCUUCAGCUGGUGGUGUUGUGAGUGAUCAGGGAAGAGAAGAAAAGCAAAAGGAAAUGAGAGAAAAGCUAAGUGAGGUUUGUGGAGUUGGAGAAGAAGAAGAAGAAGAAGAUGAUGAUGAUAAGAGCAAUGGGAUUGCUUCUGGUUUUGUACCUGGGCCUUUGGUUUCUCUUAAGGAACAGAUUGAUAAAGACAAGGAUGAUGAAAGCUUAAGGAAGUGGAAAGAGAAGCUGCUUGGUUGCUUGGAAAACGAUUUAAAUGGCCAAAUGGAACCUGAAGUCAAAUUCCACUCCAUCGGAAUCAUUUCCGAUGAUUUCGAGGAAAUCAGUACUCCCUUGCCUGUUGAUGAAAAUCAGAUUGACCGUGUCCUGUUUACACUCAAGGAAGGAUCUCGAUAUCAGCUUAAGCUAACAUUUAGUGUUCUGCACAACAUUGUUUCAGGCCUCACCUACUCCAACACAGUAUGGAAAGGAGGGCUCCAAGUUGAUCAGAGCAAAGGAAUGUUGGGUACAUUUGCUCCUAACAAAGAACCAUACGUGCACACCUUGGAAGAGGAGACAACUCCAUCUGGGUUGCUGGCAAGGGGCAUUUAUUCAGCAAAGCUUAAGUUCGAAGAUGAUGACCGGAGAAGUCACAUGGAACUACAAUACACCUUCGAGAUCAAAAAGGGCAGUUAG
This is a messenger RNA of Prunus armeniaca (apricot), 702 nucleotides long. NCBI's taxonomy places the organism in Eukaryota, Viridiplantae, Streptophyta, Magnoliopsida, Rosales, Rosaceae. The record is from the annotation of a GenBank genome assembly.